Molecule: messenger RNA, 1732 nt
Organism: Phragmites australis (common reed)
Lineage: Eukaryota; Viridiplantae; Streptophyta; Magnoliopsida; Poales; Poaceae
Product: protein BZR1 homolog 3
Exons: 2
Coding region: 259-1320 (353 amino acids)
Biological process (GO): DNA-templated transcription; brassinosteroid mediated signaling pathway
Molecular function (GO): DNA-binding transcription factor activity
Source: RefSeq, a predicted model, not a curated record
GUUCCUGUCCAGCUCGGUCACUCUCCCUCCUUCCCAGCGAACGAGCGUUACAAUAGGAGGCAGCAGCAGCCACAGCAGCGGCAGAAGCAGCAGCCGCGUUCAGACUACUACUACUAUACUUCCUCCUCCCCGCCUCCCAAUUCCUCCCCAGAAAUAAUAAACAAACCAGGGAAGGAAGCGAGCGAGCCACGGCCGCAGGAAACAGCGAGCUAGUCCCGCGCAGAUCCGCGAGAUCCGGCGGCCGGAGGUGGAGUCUCGAUGACGAACGGGGCCGGGGGCAGCGGGGGCGGCCUCGGGGGCACCAGGGUCCCGACGUGGAGGGAGCGGGAGAACAACCGGCGGAGGGAGCGGCGGCGGCGCGCGAUCGCCGCCAAGAUCUUCUCGGGACUCAGGGCCUACGGCAACUACAACCUUCCCAAGCACUGCGACAACAACGAGGUGCUCAAGGCGCUGUGCAACGAGGCCGGAUGGACCGUCGAGCCCGACGGCACCACCUACCGCAAGGGAUGUAAACCUCUUCCAGCUGAGCGUCCUGAUCCAAUUGGAAGGUCUGCAUCACCAAGCCCUUGCUCUUCAUAUCAACCUAGUCCACGGGCUUCAUACAACCCGAGCCCUGCAUCAUCCUCCUUUCCAAGUUCUGGAUCCUCCUCUCAUAUUACUUUUGGUGGGAACAACUUCAUUGGUGGUGUCGAGGGCAGCUCUCUUAUCCCAUGGCUAAAGAAUCUUUCCUCGAGUUCCUCGUUUGCCUCCUCCUCCAAGUUCCCACAGCUUCAUCAUCUAUAUUUCAAUGGCGGCUCUAUCAGUGCACCAGUAACACCUCCAUCCAGCUCCCCAACUCAUACACCUCGCAUCAAGACUGACUGGGAGAACCCAAGUAUUCAGCCGCCAUGGGCUGGGGCAAAUUAUACAUCUCUUCCAAACUCCACACCACCGAGUCCCGGGCACCAGGUUGCUCCAGACCCAGCAUGGCUAGCAGGGUUUCAAAUAUCAUCUGCUGGUCCUUCAUCUCCAACUUACAGCCUUGUGGCACCAAAUCCUUUCGGUAUUUUCAAAGGGACUGUCGCCAGCUCUUCAAGAAUGUGCACUCCUGGACAGAGCGGAACUUGUUCUCCGGUAAUGGGUGGCGUGCCAGCCCAUCAUGAUGUCCAGAUGGUUGAUGGUGCCCCGGAUGAUUUUGCCUUUGGGAGCAGCGGCAAUGGCAACAAUGAAUCACCUGGUCUGGUGAAGGCGUGGGAGGGGGAGCGGAUACACGAGGAGUGUGCCUCGGACGAGUUGGAGCUCACCCUUGGGAGCUCUAAGACUCGUGCCGAUCCCUCCUGAUCAUGCUACAAGAGUGCCUCUUAUUCGCCUGGGUUUUACUUCUAAUAUUUAUUUGGACGGUCCUCUUCUAUUUUAUGAGUUCAGUGUUUGUAGAAAGAGAGAAGGGAUUCAGAGAUCGUAUCAUGUUCCUCUGGUGGUGAUAUGAUAUCCAUCCUCUUUCAGGGAUCUGAACUUGUUUUAGCCUAAACAAAUUGUUAACCUAUUUAUUUCGUUUUCUUCUUUUCUUUUUUCCUUUUUUGCUAUUCUCAAGAAAUGAAAAGAACAAAAAAAAUUGCAAGGGAAAGGAGUGCUUGCAGGAAACCUUAGACAACUUGAAGAGGCAUCCAUGUGCUCUUGUAAAUUAGCUUCAGUUGUCCUUGAUAUGACUAUUAUCGUUGUACUUUUGUCGGAAGUGUGUACAUUGUAUGGAUCA